Eucalyptus grandis is the source of this 1288-nucleotide messenger RNA. RefSeq names its product palmitoyl-protein thioesterase 1. Gene Ontology annotation, cellular component: intracellular membrane-bounded organelle. Gene Ontology annotation, molecular function: thiolester hydrolase activity. The record is from RefSeq and is a predicted model, not a curated record. Lineage: Eukaryota; Viridiplantae; Streptophyta; Magnoliopsida; Myrtales; Myrtaceae. The transcript is spliced from 12 exons. The coding region runs from base 108 to 1127 and encodes 339 amino acids.
UCAAGAACGUUAGAUUGUUGAAAGAAUGCUGGUGCUUGUCAACGAUCUCACUAGUUUACUGAACUAGAGCCUGCCCCCCUUUCGUCUUCCUCCGCCCCUCGGCAUCAAUGGCUUCCUACCCACUGAUCACCGUCCUCGGUGCCGUUGCCGUGCUGACUCUGGCCUGGGCGCCGGCGACGCAGUCCCUCCCUUUCGUGGUCUUCCACGGUAUUAGCGACAAGUGCAGCAACACAGGAGUCGCACGCUUCACGGAGCUCUUAAGCAACUGGUCUGGUUCUGAAGGCCACUGCAUUGAAAUAGGAGACGGUACAUGGGACUCGUGGACUAUGCCACUUAUGGAGCAGACUGCCAUUGCUUGUGAGAAGGUGAAGAACAUGAGCGAACUUAGCGAUGGCUUCAAUUUAGUUGGGCUUUCUCAGGGCACCAUGAUUGGUCGAGGCGUUGUUGAAUUUUGUGAUGGAGCACCUCAGGUGAAAAACUUUAUAUCACUGGCAGGUAUCCAUGCUGGAAUUGCGUCGAUACCAUUUUGUGGAUCAGGUGUCUUCUGUGUUCUCGUGGACUAUUUGAUCGAGCUUCUAGGGGUCUACUCUGCAUAUGUCCAGGAGCACUUGGCACCCUCUAAUUAUGUGAAGAUUCCAACUGACCUUGCUAACUAUUUAAAAGGUUGUAAAUUUCUCCCAAAAUUAAACAAUGAACUCGUGCAUCACAGAAACUCAACCUACAAGGAAAGUUUUGCUAGCUUGCAGAACUUAGUCCUUAUUAUGUUUGAGCAAGACACUGUGUUGAUACCAAAGGAAACAUCCUGGUUUGGAUACUAUCCAGAUGGAACUUUUGAUACUCUUUUGCCUGCACAGGAGACUGAGCUUUACAUCGAGGACUGGAUUGGAUUGAAGACAUUGGAUGAAGCUGGGAAAGUCAAAUUCAUCAACGUCUCUGGGAACCAUCUCCAGAUCUCUCUCGCUGACAUGCAAAAGUAUAUUGUACCUUACUUGGUGGAUGAUGAAGCUUCAGCGAGGAACGUGGCAAUAGGAACGGCUUCUAGUAGUUGGACCCCAUGGGUUCAGGGUUUGUAUCGAAGAAUGGUUGGGCUGUUUGAGGAUCGGUCACUACUUCUCUCUGUGCAUUAGCGAGUGAUGCAUGCAUUCCACCUACGAUCAUGAAAGACAAAGCGAAAUGAUUGUUUCUGGCAUGAGUGCUCGAUUGAAUUUUUAUUAGUUGAUAUGGUAAUAUAUUCUUGGCCUUGUCUAUCUAAUUAUUUGAUGAUGAUACUUGCUGGAUUGAUUUGAAA